This is a messenger RNA of Salvelinus fontinalis (brook trout), 7177 nucleotides long. Its product is annotated as nestin-like. NCBI's taxonomy places the organism in Eukaryota, Metazoa, Chordata, Actinopteri, Salmoniformes, Salmonidae. Gene Ontology annotation, cellular component: intermediate filament. Gene Ontology annotation, molecular function: CCR5 chemokine receptor binding; intermediate filament binding. Gene Ontology annotation, biological process: positive regulation of intermediate filament depolymerization. The transcript is spliced from 4 exons. Bases 198 to 6131 code for a protein of 1977 amino acids. The record is from RefSeq and is a predicted model, not a curated record.
UCCAGUAUGAAAGGAGAGUAUCUCACCAGCGGUCACACUACAGGAGGCAAGCAGCCUCACAGCACAUUCUGACCCCCACACACAGGCUUGGAGAGAGAGACGGAAUCAGCACCUCACACACAUUGACAGAAACUGCUCACUCCAGAGUAAGGCUCUCUUUACUCAACCAGCAUCACUAUCUGUCCUCUCUCUCUGACAUGGAGCUUCACAGCCUCCGACACCACCACAGCCACCGGACCGACAACAAGCUCCAGAUGCUGAACCUCAACCAGCGCCUGGAGACCUACCUGGGCCGAGUGAGGCUGCUGGAGGAGGAGAACACGCUACUAUGCCAGGAGCUCCAGGCCCUGAGGGGCUGCGGCCAGGGGGGGCGGAUGGGCCUGGAAGACAAGCUGAGCCUGGCCAGGCAGGAGGUGGAGGCAGCCUGGAGGGAGAAGGACCGGGUGGAGCUGGAGCUAGGGAGCCUGGGUGAGGAGCUCCAAGUCCUGGGGCUGCAGAGACAGUGGGAGGCGGACGCCCAUGGGGAGGUGAAGAAGAAGCUGGCAGACAGCAGGAAGGAGAUGGAGGAGGAGAGGAGGGCUCAGAUCUGGUUAAGAGAGAAGGUGAGCCAGCUAGAGAAACAAAUCCAGUUCCAGAUACAAACCCACCAGGAAGAUGUUGCCGGCUUCCAGGCUACACUAAUCCAAGUCAGACCUGCACUGCCACCCCCUCCAUCCCAAACGGGCACCCAGCUGCCCAGCCUCCAGGACCUGGGUGAGGAGUACUCCCAGAUGGCUGUCAGGGCGUGGCAUGAGGCGGCCAUGGUGUUUCAGGGCCAGGUAGACAGCCUGGACGAGUCUCUAAACCAGGCCAGAACCCGGUUGGCCCAGGUGUGCCAGGAGAAAAUUGAGAGCCAGCUGAAACUUAAGGCCCUGGAGAAUGAGCUGCAAUCAGUCCAGGAUAGAAGGCAGUAUCUGGAGAGGAGUGUGGCCAAACAGAGAGACAGGGAGAGGCAAGAGAUACAAAACCUGCAGGCCCAUCUGGAGGUGUUGGAGAUGGAGAAGGGGGCGUUGGGAAAUCAGAUUGAUGCUCUCCUGACAGAAAGUAGGGGUCUGGUGCAGCUGAAGAUGUCUCUAGGCAUGGAGGUGGCCACAUACAGAGCUUUACUGGACAAUGAAAGUCUGACGGGGGAUUUCUCUUCAACAAAUCAGCUAAGGAGUACCUACACAUCUGAUGGAGUGCCCAGCUCUCGAGGGGUUAAGCAAAGCUUCCAGACACAGCUGGCUACCAGUCAGAUGAUCAGUCCCAUUUCUACCUUCCAUAGAGCAAGCCCACGAUCCAAUGUAACAAUGAUGUCCGCAACACCAGUUUGGACUCAAAACCGGGUAACCCUGAACGAAACACCUGAGAGUUGUCGAAAGACAGAGGAAGAGCAUGUUAACUUUGACUUAGGGUCCAACUGGCAGGUAAGUUGGUCAACGCCUUACCCCAAAGUACCACAGGAUGGAAUUUCAGUCGACCACUUCAGACCCCAAGAUGUCCAUGAAGAAGUCAACUAUGCUGAGCCUCUCUCACCUCCCACUGAAGAGGCAGGAGCUGAUGUUGUAUCUUGGCUUGGUUCUGACCAUAAGGAACAAUCCAUGUGGGAUUUAGAAAAGGAGGAAGAGGAUCAGAACAUAGUCAGAACCUGGGUUGCUGAAGAGAAACCCGUUCUGGAAUCUGCCAUGAGUCACCAGGUUGAGACCAGCUUCAGUAUGCCAACUGUGUUCAGCACUGAUGCUCAAGAGCUCUACAGCCCUUCAGUGAGCUAUGAGAGAGCAGUUUCGGUGACAGGGGCACAUUCUGCUUUCUCAGCGAAUGAUCAUAAUGAUGUACCUUUUGAAAUAUCUUCUGAAAAAGAGGAACCUCUACUAGAUCUGCCUUAUGGUCCCAUGAAUGCAUUGGAGGAAAGAGAUCUUGAAACAGCAAGGAAAGAUGGUGAAUGGGUGGGAAAAGAAGGCUUGGAGUCUGAAACUAAAUCAGUGCUAGAACAUGCAUUUGAGACCUUCACAAGCAGUCAAGCUUUUGAGUAUGGGGCGGGGAAAAGUUACAACAAGCCAAAAGAGUUCAACCAAGAGGACAAUAUGUCUUAUGCAUCUAUUCAAGCCUCCCACGGUUCAGAAGAGGCAUUUCACCAUGUUAAAAGAGUGGAGGAAGAUGUUAUUAAUCUCACAAAAGAGGAUGAUGAAAAUGAUAUGUCUAACAAAGAUGAGGAGCAAUUGGAAGAUGAAUUGCGUCCCUAUGGGUAUGGUAAGGAUGAUUGUGAAAGAUUGGCAGGGUUCAAUAAGGAAAAUUGUGUGACAGAAAGAAUCGAUAAGUUCAACCGAGAGGCGAUUAUCUCAUACGAAUCUGCUCAAGCUUCUCACUGGUCAGAAGAGGUAUUUCACCAUGUUGAAAGAGUGGAGGAAGGUGACAUAAAUUUCACAAAAGGGGAUGAUGAAAAUGAUAUGUGUAAUAAACGUGAGGAACAAUAUGCAUUGCACCCCAAUGGGGAUGUAAAUGACGAAUGGGAUAGAGUGGGAGGAUACAAUGAAGAGAGUGGAAUUGGAGAAAGAAUGGAUGAUUGGAAAGAAGGAAAGGAUCAUAUGAAAGAGGAAGAGAUGUGGAAUAACAGAGAAACCCAACCCAAUCGGUCUGAUCAAGAGUAUAUACCUUCAAAUGUAGAGAAACUGAAUCAAUUCGAGCAAGAGCAUAUACCUUUAGGCAGAGAGAAACUGAAUAUAUCCGACAAUGACAAAGAGGAUCAUGAUGAGGCAAACGACUGUCAAAAUACUUCUAUUUCAUGGAGGGCUGAGCUAGAAGGUGACAGCUACGCUCAGGACAACACACUGGCCGACACACACCCCCUGAUUCGUUACAAGAGUGACGAGACGGAUGCCAACACUCAGGCUUCACACAUGGGAGAAAGUGACUCCAGUGAUGGUGAAGAGGACAGGGAGGUUUGCCAGACAGGAACAGGCACCUGGGGCGAAGGCAAGUCCAAACAGUUUGACACCAUGGAGGAUCUGUAUGAAGAGUCAGAAGGGGAUGUCAUAGAUCAGGAAAGUAACAUGGGCUCCACUCACCAAGAGGACAUGGAUGCUAGCCAAACAAAGCAGCAUGCUACACAGGAGAAUGAUGAGGAGAAUGCAGUAGAUCAGUUGAUUCAGAAGACAGAAGAGAAACAAUCCUAUGAGGAACUUACAGAACCUGGAGAGUACUCCAUGGUGUGCUCUGAUGAGGACUAUAAUGAAGAAAGAAUUGAUAGAUUGGUGGAGCAAGAGUUAGAGAAUUUAUCUAUAUCCAGUUACAGUGAACACUUUAAUGGGCAGAUGAUUGAGAGCGAGUCAGUACUGAGUCUUCAAAUUGAGUCUCACACUGAACUUUCCCAGACACAAGACAUAUUAUACAGUGAGGAGGUAGACCAGAUACACUCAGUGAGACUGAAUCAAUCUGAGCAAGAGCAUACGACCUCAGGCGGCGAGAAACUGAAUCAAUCCGAGCCAGAUUAUAUAAAUUCAGGCAGAGAGAAACUAAAUCAAUCUGAACAAGAGUAUAAACCCUCAGACGGAGAGAAAAUUAAUCAAUCCGAGCCAGAGUACAUAACUUCAGGCAGAGAGAAACCGAAUCUAUAUGCGCAAAAACAUAUACCCUCAGACGGAGAGAAACUUAAUCUCACCGAGCAAGAUAAUAUACCUUUAGGCGGAGAGAAACUAAAUCAAUCCGAGCCAGAGUGUAUAACUUCAGGCGGAGAGAAUUUGAAUAAAUCUGAGCAAGAGCAUAUACCUUCAAACGGAGAGAAACUGAAUCAAUCCCAGCAAGAGCAUAUACCUUUAGGCGGAGAGAAAAUUAAUCAAUCCGUGCCAGAGUAUAUACCCCAAGGCAAAGAGAACAUGAAUCAAUCUGAGCAAGAACAUAUACCCUCAGACAGAGAGAAAAUUCAUCAAUCCGAGCCCAAGUAUAUACCUUCAAACGGAGAAAAACUGAAUCAAUCACAGCAAGAGCAUAUAACUUUAGGCAGUGAGAAACUCAAUCAAUCUGAGCAAGAGAAUAUACCUUCAGACAGAGAGAAACCGAAUCAAUAUGCGCAAGAAAAUAUACCCUCAGACGGAGAGAAACUGAAUCAAUCUGAAGAUCAGUACAUUCCUUCAGGCGAAGAGAAACUGGAUCCGUCUGAGCAAGAGAAUAUACCUUCAGACAGAGAGAAACUGAAUCAAUCUGAAGAUCAGUACAUUCCUUCAGGCGAAGAGAAACUGGAUCCGUCUGAGCAAGAGAAUAUACCUUCAGACAGAGAGAAACUGAAUCAAUCUGAAGAUCAGUACAUUCCUUCAGGCGAAGAGAAACUGGAUCCGUCUGAGCAAGAGAAUAUACCUUCAGACAGAGAGAAACUGAAUCAAUCUGAAGAUCAGUACAUUACUUCAGGCGAAGAGAAACUGGAUCAGUCUGAGCAAGAGCAUAUACCUUCAGGCGAAGAGAAACUGAAUCAAUCCAAGCAAGAGACUAUAUCUUUAGGUGGAGAGAAACUGAAUCAAUCUGAAGAUCAGUACAUUCCUUCAGGUGGAGAGAAACUGAAUCAGUCUGAGCAAGAGAAUAUACCUUCAGGUGGAGAGAAACUGAAUCAAUCCGAGCAAGAGACUAUAUCUUUAGGUGGAGAGAAACUGAAUCAAUCUGAAGAUCAGUACAUUCCUUCAGGUCGAGAGAAACUGAAUCAGUCUGAGCAAGAGAAUAUACCUUCAGGCGAAGAGAAACUGAAUCAAUCCGAGCAAGAGACUAUACCUUUAGGCGGAGAGAAACUGAAUCAAUCUGAAGAUCAGUACAUUCCUUCAGGUGGAGAGAAACUGAAUCAGUCUGAGCAAGAGAAUAUACCUUCAGGCGAAGAGAAAUUGAAUCAAUCCGAGCAAGAGAAUAUACCUUCAGGCGAAGAGAAAUUGAAUCAAUAUGAGCAAGAGUAUAUAGCUUCAGGUGGAGAGAAAAUGUAUCAAUCCAUGCAAGACCAUAUACCCUCAGACGACGAGAACAUGAAUCAAUCUGAGCCAGAGUAUAUACCCUCAGGUGGAGAGGAUCUGAAUCAAUCUAAGUCAGAGUAUAUACCCUCAGGUAGGGAGAAAUUGAAUCAAUCUGAGCCAGAGUAUAUACCCUCAGGUGGAGAGAAACUGAAUCAAUCUCAGCCAGAGUGGAUUUCCUCAGAGGUUAUGUAUUCAAUGCACUCUAGGAUUCGAAUGACACCUGGACACACAUCUCUUAGAGAAAGUUCAGUAGAAAUAUCCAAAGCAAGAUAUUUGGCUCAAGGUAAGGUCUUCAAUGGGGAACUGGGAACUGAAGCUGUACCAGACAAAAUAGAAGGAGAGGAUGACCAGAACCUUUCUAUGCUGACUCAUGCAGACUUCACUGAAAGCCAUUCUAUCUACAGCAGUUUAAACAGCAGGCCUGAGAGUCAAACCAAUAUGAACAACUCGGAUAUAGAAGAGUCCAACAGCACAGAUGAUGAGUCUCCAAAUGCAAGCCAGUAUUUGCAACCUGCCAACGAAGCAAAUCUAACUGCAGAUCAGGAAGACUUGUUAGAUGUGGCGGUCUCUCACUAUGAGGAUUGCAAUGCUCUUAUAGAACAUUCUGCAGAGGAGGUCACUAGCUAUCAGGCAAGUCAUGAAUGUCUUCAGACAGACAAAUGGGAAGUCUUAGAAAGUCCAAACAAACACCUGGAAUCUGGAGAUCCUUUUGCAGGUCACAAGAGAGACUCAGAGAGAUCAUCCGAAACUGACAGCAAAGGCCGGGACCGCCACAGCUUCCUCAGCUCUGGUGUACACAGCAACUUCUGGGGUUCCAAUCUGGAGACAGAAGCCCCCUAUCAACCAGAUGAGCCAUAUGACCAUGUGACCGAGCUACCCAAUCAGAACCUGGCCUUGGCUGAUAACCUAUCCUGGGUGGAUUUGGAAUCCACAAUCCACAAUCCACAAUCCAAUUGGAACACAAAGAUGGACAGUGACACACCUAAAGCUUCCACCCUUGAAGAAGAGGACAAACAGAUGCCCUCACAGGUGAAGCAGCUGGUGUGUAGAGAUGUGGUAGAGGGUGUGAAUGUUACUUCUGAAGAUUCUGAAGAUGAGGGAGACUCCAGGUCAUCUGGGGAAGAAUAGGAACAAUUUCAGGAUAGUUUCUAUAAGGAGUAAAGUAGAAGUAACAAGUGUUAUUGAGAGUGUAAUACUAUUUACACUUUACAGGCUUUGAAUAUGAGCAUCGAUUCACAUUGAUCCUUACAGUGAAAAGCAAAUGAAAGGAUCAUUUCAUCCAAACAUGAAUGUACUAUGUCACAGAAUGUCAUGACAAUUCAGUGCUCUCUGGAAUCCUUGGGAUGUUCCUACCCUAUACCCUAACCUUAACCCCUACCCUUACCUUAACCCUAACUAUAACCAUGACCCUUACCCACACCAUUUAAAAUGUCAACUUCAAUGGGGUAGGGACGUCCCAAGGAUGCGAGAUAGCAUGGACCGUCAAAUAUUUAUGCUGUUUUCAAAAACCAAAGUUGUGCCUUGGUGCACACCCUGCUGACACUAACCACCAGUGUACCUACUCCAUUUCAAGACAUUGAGGGCCAUUUUUGUAAGUUUUACAAAUUUAUUUUUGAAUAGCCAUUUUUCUAUUGUUUUUAUUUUAUAAUUUUUUUAUUAGCCCCCCCCCACACACACUUUGGAGAACAAAAGUAACUUAGUUAAAAACCAAAUAAAGGACAUUUGAAAGUCAAAGCAUUCUUGAUUUGAUUGCACUGAUUGAAGGAAAUCAAUUAGAGCAAAUGUGAGAACCAAAGUAUUUCAGUGCACAAGACCUGGGAGCUUGUUUUUCUAGUGGCAACUUUUAUCUUAACAUCGUAAGCAAGUUUAUUUGAUAAGGACUCCAGUUGAUAUAUACAGUACCCUCAGAAAGUAUUCAUACCCCUUGACUUACUCCAAUGAAAAGUGUUAUUUAUGAUUAUAAUUUGAUAUUUCAACUCAAACACUCACUACAAGCAGCAGUGCAUGGUUUGAAAUCCUAGAAGAACAGCUUGCCCCUAACAAACUGAAACACAUAGUAGUUAUGCUUUGUUAACGAUUACGGCAAAAAACACUUGUGUUGUUUUUUGGCUAGUGUUCUAUGUAGAAAUGCACAAAAAACCUACAUGGAAAAAUAAAACUAAUUGACAAAUAUG